This is a messenger RNA of Lycium barbarum (goji berry), 573 nucleotides long. Its product is annotated as putative F-box/LRR-repeat protein 23. Gene Ontology annotation, molecular function: protein binding. The record is from RefSeq and is a predicted model, not a curated record. The transcript is spliced from 3 exons. Bases 1 to 573 code for a protein of 190 amino acids. Lineage: Eukaryota; Viridiplantae; Streptophyta; Magnoliopsida; Solanales; Solanaceae.
AUGAAGAAGGUGAUCACUGAUCAGGGGCAAGGUGAUGAACCAACAAGUACUACUCCAUUGAAAAGCAAGGGGAAAGGGAGAGGAAAACGUAAAAACAAGAAACGGGCCAAGGAAAUAUUGCCGCUGUGGUUGGAACUGCCGGAAGAAAUAUGGCCCAACAUACUGCAAAGGCUGGAAAUAGUAGAGAUACUGCUGACUGCACAGAAGGUGUGCACUACCUGGAGGCGAGCAUGCAAGGACCCUUCCGUGUGGCGUGUCAUUAACAUGCCCAUAGGCAGUCAGUACUUCAACUUCGACAAGAGGCACACCUACGAAGAGAUGUGCCGCCACGCGGUUGAUCACAGCCAAGGUGAACUAGUCGACAUCAGUUUGGCGUUCUAUGCCACGAACAAGUUGCUUGCUUAUAUAACGGAGAGAUCAGGGAAACUUAAAAGACUUAGUAUUUCGUGGAACUACUCAAAACUAAGUUUGGUUCAAGUAGUUCAAAAGCUGUCAUUGUUGGCAGAGCUAAGUCUGACUGAAAUUGUCAUAACCAGAGAAGGCAUUGAAGCUCUUGGAAGCUAUUGCCCAUAA